This is a messenger RNA of Chara braunii, 2168 nucleotides long. Lineage: Eukaryota; Viridiplantae; Streptophyta; Charophyceae; Charales; Characeae. The record is from the annotation of a GenBank genome assembly.
CCGGUGUCUUUUGACAUCCUCGACACCAAGUUCAACAUGAUUCUAGGCAUGUCAAGGUUGCAUAGCGCUGAUCAUCCGGUGAACUUUCAUGACCGAACCGUUCACAUCCGUGAUCGGAACAGGGUGUUAGUCCCAUGUACGGUCGCGACCCCUCACACUUCGAUUGCUUGUCACGUGGUUCCGUUGCGAGAAUUCGUGACGCCAUUGCUCGGAAUGACGUCGAGGAGAUGGGCCUUGUAUUCUUGCAUGCUCUCCCCUCGCCGGACGGACCAGCCGCGUCACCGCCGGACCCACGCAUUUCUCACCUCUUGGACGAGUAUAGAGACGUCUUCGAGGCUCCCACCGGAACRGUUCCGGAUUGGCCCAUACGUCACGGGAUCACUCUCGAGGCUGGCGCCGUCCCUCCGCGUGGAUGUAUCUACCGCAUGAGCGAAGAGGAACUCGAGGUGCUUUGCGCACGACUCGAUGACCUUCUCAACAAGGGCUGGAUUCGCCCUAGUUGCUCGCCAUACGGUGCCCCUGUUGUCUUCGUCCGGAAGAAGAACAAAGAUCUACGGCUAUGCAUCGAUUAUCGGAAACUUAACGCACAAACCGUAAAGAACGCUGGCCCUCUCCCUCGGAUUGAUGAUCUUCUUGAGCGGUUAGGCGGCGCGACGUACUUCUCGAAGUUGGACUUGAAGUCAGGUUACCACCAGAUUGAAAUCCAGCCUCACGACCGGUACAAGACCGCGUUCAAGACGCGGUACGGGCAUUUUGAGUGGGUUGUCAUGCCCUUUGGCCUCACCAAUGCCCCCGUGACUUUCCAAGCAGCGAUGACGACUGAGUUUCGCGACUUGCUCGAUCGCAGCGUCCUCAUCUACCUUGAUGACAUCUUGGUUUACAGUAGGACGUUGGACGAGCACAUCAUACACCUUCGCGUUGUUCUGGAUCGUUUGCGACUAGCCAAGUACAAAGCGAAUCUCGACAAGUGCGAAUUCGCCAAGCAAGAGCUUGAGUACUUGAGUCAUUUUGUCACGCCGAAAGGCAUUCGUCCCUUAGCGGACAAGAUCCAAGCCAUCGUGGAUUGGUCGGAACCCCGUUCGCCCGAGCUCGCACGACUCCUGCACACCGGUUGGAUUACCAACCAGGGUGUUCCGAAAGACAUAGUGAGCGACCGAGAUACUCGCCUCAUGUCGACCUUUUGGACUUCCCUCAUGGCUGAGUCCGGUACGACAAUGAAGCCGAGCUCAGCUCGGCACCUGCAGACGGAUGGCCAGACGGAGCGAGCGCACCAGACCGCUCAGAUGAUGUUGCGUACGCUUAUCCGUCCCGACCAGAAAGAUUGGGUUGACCGGCUUCCCGACAUCGAGCUCGCCUAUAACACUUCGGUGCACCCGGCGAUCUGCGUCACACCAUUCGAGCUACAUCAUGGUGGAGAGAAAGCACGGAUCUUCGCUGAUCUACUUUUGCCACAGGCUGCCGACAUAGACGUCCCUUGCUCUCCCGCUUCCGUUCGGAAGUACCGGGACUUGCUGAUCAAAGCCCGCGCGAAUAUGCAAAAGGCUCAGAUCUGCAUGCACCAGCAGGCUAACCGAUGUCGACUUCCAUGUCCUUUCCGUGAGGGAGACCUUGUUUGGGUCCUCUCCGAGGAAUUUGCGCUCGAGCAGGACGUUUCGCGCAAACUCCUUCCGAAAUGGUUCGGACCAUGGGAAGUCACUUCUGCCGUUGGAGACGACCCCGCAGAUCCUUCCUUUGUGGUCAACAUUCCUCCGCACCUUCCAGUGCACCGGGUCUUCCACGCGUCGAAGCUGGCCAUCUACAUGCCACCUUCCGCCGACGAGUUUCCCGGACGUCGAUCACAGGAUCUACCUUCUAUGGGCGAACAUCAGGAAGUCGACCGAGUCAUCACGCAUCGCAAGUAUGACAACAAGCCAAUUCAGUUCAAAGUCACAUUCAAGCAAUGUGCGCCGGAUGACACUCGGUGGAUCUCCAGUACAGAUUUGCAGACUUCUGCACCCCUUAUCUUUGCCGACUAUGAGAAGCGACGCCUUGCUAAGGAAGCAGCUCGUCCUGCCCGACCCACCCCGAUAUCGGACAGACAACUUCGCCCUCGCAGGUAGAUCGGUCUUUUAAGAGGGGGAGUGUGUUACAUCUUCGACGCCACACGGGUCCUACCGGACCCGACGUAG